This is a messenger RNA of Melopsittacus undulatus (budgerigar), 929 nucleotides long. RefSeq names its product serine protease 33-like. The transcript is spliced from 7 exons. The record is from RefSeq and is a predicted model, not a curated record. Bases 39 to 929 code for a protein of 296 amino acids. Gene Ontology annotation, biological process: proteolysis. NCBI's taxonomy places the organism in Eukaryota, Metazoa, Chordata, Aves, Psittaciformes, Psittaculidae. Gene Ontology annotation, molecular function: serine-type endopeptidase activity.
CGGACACUUGGGAUCCUGGAGCUACCGGAUAGACGGGAAUGGGACCGGGAAUGGGAUUGGGAUGGGGACCGAUCCUGAGCCUGGGAAUGAGACUGAGCCUGAGCCUGAUGAUGGGAGGUCACUGGGGGACGGUGACGGCUGAUGACACAGUGCCCUGUGGGUCUCCGGUGCAGCCACGUGUGGUCGGGGGCUCAGAAGCACUUCCGGGUCAGUGGCCAUGGCAGGCGAGUGUGACCUUCCGGGGGGGUCACGUGUGCGGGGGGGCCCUCAUUGACCCCCAGUGGGUGCUGAGCGCCGGGCACUGCUUCCCAGUGGAGAACCCCCUCUCCGACUACCGGAUCUCAUUGGGCUCCAUUCAUUUACUGUCCCCUCCCCCCCACCUCCAAGUGCGGGCGGUGACGUCACUGCACCGGCCCCGUGACGUCACGGCGGGGGGCGGGGACUUGGCCCUGCUCAGGCUCCGCCCCCCCGUGACCCCCACGCGGUGGGUCAGACCCAUCUGCCUCCCGGGGCCCCAGGACCCCCCCGUGGAGGCCGGAACCAACUGCACCGUCAGCGGAUGGGGGGAUACACGUGAUGCUGUGCCGCUGCCCCCCCCCAAGCCCCUCCUCCACGCUGACGUCACUGUCCUGAGCCGCCGUCGCUGCCGCUGCCUCUAUGGGCGGGGGGAGGGGCUGAGUCCCGACAUGCUCUGCGCGGGGCACCCGAGGGGGCUGACGGAUGCGUGUCAGGGUGACUCGGGGGGGCCGCUCUCGUGCCUGCGCAGGGGUCGCUGGGUCCUCGUCGGGGUCGUGACCUCAGGGGUCACGUGUGGGGCGGGGCCUAAACCAGGGCUCUACACAGGCACCGCCCCCCACAGGGACUGGAUCCGGGUCACCGUGGGGUCAGCUGGGGGUCACGGGGUUCCACCUGCACCUUUACUGGUGUGA